Molecule: messenger RNA, 513 nt
Organism: Candida tropicalis MYA-3404
Lineage: Eukaryota; Fungi; Ascomycota; Pichiomycetes; Serinales; Debaryomycetaceae
Exons: 1
Coding region: 1-513 (170 amino acids)
Biological process (GO): protein import into mitochondrial matrix; protein stabilization; protein folding
Cellular component (GO): mitochondrion
Molecular function (GO): protein-folding chaperone binding; zinc ion binding
Source: RefSeq, a predicted model, not a curated record
AUGAUUUCCAGAGCUAUCCGUCAUACAAAGUUAAUAAAGACCGGGUUAACUUCAAGAUUAUUUGUAAAAGCUGCCACUGUGUCAGUUUUGCCUCGUCAUUUCAACUUUCCAGCCAAUAAUGUUACAACUUUUAGAAGAUUUCAAAGCAGUGCCACUUUGCCAAACAAACUAGAGGGUGAGUUGUUAUUACAGUUUACUUGUAAUAUCUGUAACAAUAGAUCCAGUCAUAAUAUAUCCAAACAAUCAUACGAUCAUGGAACUGUCGUUGUUCAAUGUCCAUCUUGUAAAUCAAGACAUUUGAUUGCUGAUAAUUUAGGGUUCAUGGAAUACAACAAGAAGUUUGACUUACAACAAUACUUGAAUUCAAAAGGUGAAUCAAUUGAAACUAAUCCCAACGUUGUUGAGUUCAAUGAUCUUCCAGAAGACUUGAAGAGUAAAUUGCAAGAAAUGAAAGACGACGCUCCUUCUGAACAAAAAUUAGAUCUCCCAAAACCUGAUGAUAGUAAAAAAUAG